Molecule: messenger RNA, 2671 nt
Organism: Labrus mixtus (cuckoo wrasse)
Lineage: Eukaryota; Metazoa; Chordata; Actinopteri; Labriformes; Labridae
Product: solute carrier family 22 member 13
Exons: 10
Coding region: 266-1864 (532 amino acids)
Biological process (GO): transmembrane transport
Cellular component (GO): membrane
Molecular function (GO): transmembrane transporter activity
Source: RefSeq, a predicted model, not a curated record
CACUUAUGGCAUAUACAGCAUAUAUAGCCUCAGCGGCAGAGUCAGGACGGAUAAUGGGUCCAAUCGAGCUGACAACAGCACCACAUGUUUGAUUUACCUUGUUUACCCCCCUGAACAUCACACCACAGCUCGGCGUGGACGCCUCGUAUCUGGUUCAUUGUCGCGUGGUUGUUUACAGUCAACAACACCCUCCCACGAGCUUGUUGUUCCACUGGAAUAGAGCCAAUCAUCUCCAAAUUGGCCCAUUUAUUUUGUCCUCCUCAAAAUGAAUUUCGACCAACUUCUCUCUGCCAUCGGGGGUUUCGGAAAAUAUCAGAAAAUUUUGUACAUAUGGAUUUGUUUACCCCAGAUUCUUCUCGCCUUCCAUAUGAUGGCGAGCAUCUUCACCGGAGCCACGCCGCCCCAUCACUGCCGAGAGAGCCCGAGCUCAAUAACCGAUACACUCAGCUCGAACUUCAGCGUCUCGGAUUCCUCCUGCUUCUCUUCUGAGGUCCUGCUGCUGGGCAACCGGACCGAGCGCGUCCCGUGUGGCCACGGAUGGGUCUACAGCAACGAGACUAUCCAGAGUACAACAGUCACAGAGUGGGAUCUGGUGUGUGACAAAGCUGCACUGAACAGUCUUGGUUCAACUAUCUACAUGUCUGGCCUGUUAGUGGGAUCUGUUGUGUUUGGAGCCAUGGCUGACAGGUAUGGCCGUCGUUUCGUCCUGCUGCUGUCCAUCGCUCUUCAGACUGUGUUUGGAGUCGCUGUGGCCUUUGCACCCAACUUUCCUGUCUAUGUGAUUCUUCGUUUUACAGUUGGCACCAUGAUCUCUGGGGUUAUCAUCAAUGCUUUUGUGCUUGGCACUGAAUGGACUUGCACCAAGAGGCGUAUGCUAGCUGGUAUCAUCACUGACUACGCAUUUGGUCUGGGCUACAUGCUUCUAGCAGGCAUAGCAUACUUCAUACGAGACUGGAGAAAACUACAACUGGCCAUAUCAGCCCCUGGCUUCCUGCUCAUCUUUUAUAUAUGGGUGCUUCCGAAGUCUGCCAGGUGGUUGUUGGCCAACAACAGAAGUGAGGAGGCCAUUGCACUUCUCCGCAAGGCAGCGCUGAUUAAUGGACGGGUCUUACCUCCUGUUGUACAGGUUGAGAAGAUUUUAGACGGAGCCAAACGAAGUCAUUCAGCUGUGGAUCUGGUUCGAACACCUCAGAUGAGGAAGAGGGCCAUCAUCUUGUUCUACAUCUGGUUUGUGACUGUGCUGGUGUAUUAUGGCCUCUCACUGGGCGUGUCCAGAUUAGGCACAAACCUCUACCUGACCCAGUUUGUGUUUGGGUUGGUUGAGAUCCCAGCUCGUUCGCUCGUAUUGCUUUUCCUGCCAUACAGCCGUCGACUCUCCCAAAGUGGGUUUUUGGCUGUCGGAGGUCUCGCCUGUCUACUCAUGCUUGCUGUCCCUGAAGAUCACCCCAAUGUCCUGACUGGGCUUGCUAUGGUGGGGAAGUUUGGUAUUACAGCUUCCUUUUCUAUAAUCUACGUUUACACAGCUGAGAUAUUUCCCACUGUGCUUCGGCAAACAGGAAUAGGUGUAUCAAGUAUGUUUGCGCGGAUGGGUGGUAUGCUAGCACCUAUUAUCAACUUGCUCCAUAACAGCAACCCUGCUAUACCUCUGAUCAUCUUCGGUACCUCCCCGCUACUGGUUGCUGUUCUGGCUCUGGCACUUCCUGAGACUGCUGGCAGACCUCUUCCUGACACCAUAGAGGAUGUAGAGAACUGGGACAUGAGAUCGCCUUCCAACAAAAAGAACCCUGAGAUGUCAGAGGAUAUCACCCAAUCAGCAGGCAGCACAGACGAGCAGGAGAUACGACAUCUAGCAUGCCAGGCCUAACGGCAUGAAAGAGGACACACACUUUCCAUAAUUCACAUUGCAUACAGUCUCACAUUUGUUACUGGAUGCAUUGCGCCAUCAAACAUCCUCUAUGCAAUUACAUGUCAGGAUCUGACCAAGAACUCAAUGCAAUAAAGUGAAACAUAUAGCACUCACCAAACCAGGUUGUUGGUGUGCAUGGACACAUGCACAAAGCAGGUAGUCAUAAAACCUGCCAGCUCAAAUCAAUAUCCUUUUGUUUUACCAGGUUAGGUAAACACCUGGAAAAAGUCAGGAGUAAACAGAACUCCUUUGGGAUCAUAUGCAUUUUCUCCGGCUUGAAAAGAUGCAAAUUGUUCCAUAAUAAAAAAUACAGAUGGCAUAUAUGUAAAUAAGUUUCUAUUUCAAGCUAGAUUUUUUUUAAAGCAGAGCUGAAAUUUAAAAUGAGACUUGACAAGAAUUUUUCAGUACUGGAAGAUAACAUUUCAGUGCAUUGAGCAAAAGCACCAAUAAUUAUUGUUAUAGGGUACCAUGUCUGUGGAAUAUUUUUGUUGAAUCUUACUGCUGUAUGAAACAAGAAAAUGCCUCAUUUUCCAUGUUGCAUUACUCAAGAGGAAUAAAACUAGUCCAGUGAGAUUGCAUGCACAAGUUAACUUUAUUAUGCCUAAUGUAGCCUUGUGUUAGACUUAUGUAGUUUUAUUUGGAAAGCAAAUGUGAUCUGCAUGUAAAGAGAUAAUUGAUUUCAGCAUUGUGUAGUUGUUUGUUGUCUUAUAUCAAGAUUUAAUAUUACUAGCUAGUUCGACAUGGAUCUGGGAAAUAUCUUGUAAU